AGAAGAGUGGCACAUUUUGUUUUAUAACGAUUUUGAUAAUAAGUGAUGGAUUUGAAUACCAAAGCUCCACUAACUCAACGAACAAGGCUGUUAAUGCAAUUGUCUGCAGAAAAAGGACUCAGUGAUUUAGAAAAUGAGGGAAUAUAUGGACAAUCAUCAGAAACUGGAUCUGGCAAAGAACUUACAGCACCUAAUUCACCACCCCCAAUUAAUCCACCUUGUGAAGGAGAAAAUGCGUUACCGCAUUUCAGAGAUGUGACAGAGAUUGUAGAUUCAUUCUUGACAGCUAGCCCAUCAAAAAUAAACGAUCAACUGAUUGAUCUCGACAAUGGCCUGCUUGAUUCCCUAGGGACUGAAAAGGGCGAAGAGAUAUAUAAUAUUGAUCAGCAGGCCAGAGACACAUUGUCACAUAUACGAGAAGCUCAAAAUACAGAAGCGGAGUUCGACGAUGUUGAGUCACCCUGUGAUGACUCCGAUGCAGACCCAGACUAUGUUUCGUCUGCAUCGGCAGAAUCUCCUUCCCCCGAAUUAUCAAAUUUCGAAGAGCCCAAAGCAAAGAAGCCCAGAAGAAGAAAAAUGAAUGUAGAUGCUUGGCAAAAGAACAUUGCAAAACGGCAACGAAAUAGAGGACUGGAAUACAUAUCGUCAUCCAGCAAAAGGGUCAUCAAGUCUAGAGAAAUGGGACCUCCCUGCCAAAAUUGCCGAUUAAAAUGCAACGAGAAAAUCUCCAGUGAGGAAAGAAAACUAAUAUUCUCUGAUUAUUGGAGUCUAGGAGAUCUGCAGCGGCAACGAGAUUACUUGGCAAAAUGUAUGGAAUCUGUAACAUGCAGAUAUCAGUAUAAAAAUAGUAGGCGUGCUAGCAAUAAUGCGUUCUACUUUUUUAUCCGAGGAACUAAAAUAAGAAUAUGUAAACAUUUCUUCAGAGCAACAUUGGGUAUUACGGACCGUCCGAUAAGAACUGUGUUGGAAAAACAAAGAAGCUUUACCAAAGGGAUACUGUCGGGUGAACAGAUAGGGAAACACGGUAAUCACCAUCGCGUCGAUGAUGAUAUUAAAACUGGGAUUAGAAACCACAUAAAUUCGAUACCACGUAUAGAAAGUCACUAUUGUACGAAAGAUUCGAAUAGAGAAUACAUUGAAGGGGGCAAAACAGUGGCCCAGCUACAUAGAGACUACGUCGAAUCAUGCAAACAAGCUGAGAAACCUUACGGCAACUACCUAAUGUACAGCAGAAGAUUCAAUCCUGAAUUUAAUAUUUCAUUCUUUUUGCCUAAAAAAGAUCAGUGCACGGACUGUGUUGCAUUCCAAAUGGCAUCUGGUGAAGACAGACAAAAUUUAGUUAGUGAUUAUGAGACUCACAUCGCUGAAAAAGACCUAUCACGCCAAGAAAAAAAAGAAGAUAAAGAAAAUAGUGAAAGCAACGUAAUCGUUGCAGUUUAUGAUCUGCAGGCUGUACUUCAGUGUCCUAGAGGAGAGACAUCACCUUUUUACUACUGUUCAAAAUUGAAUGUAUUCAAUUUUACAAUUUACGAACUGAAAACAAAGGAUGUCCAAUGCUACAUGUGGGACGAGUCUGAAGGAAAUAGAGGUGUCUGCGAAAUAGGUACAUGCGUAUUAAAUUACAUUGAAUCUCUAGAAAGUAGAGCUAAUCAAAUGUAUAACAAGAAGAUUGACCUUAUCUUUUACUCCGAUAAUUGCUGUGGACAGCAGAAAAACCAUGUUAUGUUUAAAAUUUACCACCAUGCUGUCCAAAAAUACAAUUUUAUCAACUCAAUAACGCAUAAGUUCCUCAUCAAAGGACAUACCCAGAAUGAAGGCGAUAGCGUCCAUUCCGUGAUUGAACGACAUGUCAAGCGUUCGUUGAAGUCAGGCCCCAUAUUUAUUCCAGCCCAGUAUGUAACCAUAAUACGAACGUCCAAAGUAUCAGGUAGCCCCUACAGAGUGCAUGAGCUGAAUCAUGAAGACUUCCUUGAUUUAAAAGAUUUUGCUUCUACGGCAGCAAGAAGCUUCACAAAAAAUGAUAGAAACGAAAGUAUCAAGAUAGCAGACAUUAAAGUAGUAAAAGCGGAUAAGAAUAACCCUAAUAAAAUACUUUAUAAAGCAUCUUAUGCUGAUGAAUACCAAACCAUUGAUAUAGGGCUUUCUAGAUACUGCAGAAGACGGAAUGUAGAAAACGAUGAUACGUUGGUAAUCAAAAAGCUAUAUCGAGUUAAACCAGGGAUUACUGAAAAAAAGAAAAGUAGUAUUUUAAGUUUAUUCAACCAACCUAGUUCUGUGAUUCCGAAGACUUACUUUCAGUAUUAUAGUAACUUGUAA
This is a messenger RNA of Acanthoscelides obtectus, 2316 nucleotides long. The record is from the annotation of a GenBank genome assembly. NCBI's taxonomy places the organism in Eukaryota, Metazoa, Arthropoda, Insecta, Coleoptera, Chrysomelidae.